Messenger RNA from Crotalus tigris (Tiger rattlesnake), 2112 nucleotides. RefSeq names its product coronin-6-like. Bases 145 to 1242 code for a protein of 365 amino acids. Gene Ontology annotation, biological process: cell migration; actin filament organization. The record is from RefSeq and is a predicted model, not a curated record. Gene Ontology annotation, molecular function: actin filament binding. Lineage: Eukaryota; Metazoa; Chordata; Lepidosauria; Squamata; Viperidae. The transcript is spliced from 9 exons.
CCUGUUCUCCAUGUAUGUUUGCAGGUGGGCCGCGUGGACAAGAACGUUCCCCUGGUGACUGGACACACGGCCCCCGUGCUGGACAUCGACUGGUGUCCCCACAACGACAACGUCAUUGCCAGCGCAUCCGAAGACACAACCAUCAUGGUCUGGCAGAUUCCGGAUUUCCUGCCCAUGCGUAACCUGACGGAGCCGGUGGUGACCCUGGAAGGGCAUUCCAAGCGGGUGGGCAUCCUAACCUGGCACCCCACGGCCCGCAAUGUCUUACUCAGCGCAGGAGGGGACAACGUGAUUAUUCUCUGGAACGUGGGCACCGGUGAAGCGCUGCUCACGCUGGACGACCUGCACACGGACGUCAUUUACAAUGUGUGCUGGAAUCGCAACGGGAGCCAGAUUGUCACCACUUGCAAGGACAAGCACCUGCGCAUCAUCGACCCCCGGCAGCACCUGGUUGUAGCUGAAACCCUCAAGCCCCAUGAGGGGGCCCGCCCCGUCCGGGCCAUCUUUCUGGCCGAUGGCCGCGUCUUCACCACCGGCUUCAGCAAGAUGAGCGAGCGUCAGCUGGCCCUCUGGGACUUGAAGAACUUUGAAGAGCCCAUUGCCCUGCAGGAGAUGGAUACCAGCAACGGCGUUCUCCUGCCCUUUUACGACCCCGAUUCCAGCAUAGUCUACCUGUGUGGAAAGGGGGACAGCAGCAUCCGCUACUUCGAGAUCACGGACGAGGCGCCUUACGUCCACUACCUGAGCACCUACAGCAGCAAGGAGCCCCAGCGGGGGAUGGGCUUCAUGCCCAAACGGGGGCUGGACGUCAGCAAGUGCGAAAUCGCCAGGUUUUACAAGUUGCACGAACGGAAAUGUGAGCCCAUUGUUAUGACUGUACCACGAAAGUCGGACCUCUUCCAGGAUGACUUGUACCCGGACACCCCUGGCCCCGAGCCGGCCCUGGAGGCGGAGGAAUGGCUGGCCGGGAAAGACGCGGAGCCCCUCCUGGUCUCCCUCCGUGACGGCUACGUCCCCCUCAAGAACCGCGAGCUCAAAGUCAGUAAGAAGAACAUCCUGGACAGCAAGCCCCCGCCCGGCUCCCGCAGGGGUCUCUCCGCCUGCGACGCCAAUUUUUCUACCUCCACCCUCGAGGACCUCUUGCAAGAAACCCGCACUCUGCGCCAGACCAUCCAAGAUCACGAGAAGCGCAUCACUGACCUGGAAAACACUCUCUGCGAACUCGCAGACGUGACGGACUAGCCCACUUCCGCCCCCAGAACUUUGCCAUCCCGGAGACAGACCUAGCAUCUCCCCCGUCCAUCCGCUUCUUCUCAGCUCAGUGGGCAUUUCGCAGGGGCAGCUGCUCCCCGCCGCGGGAAAUGGCCCUGCUCUCCUCUCAUCCCUUUCUCUCCAACCUGACUCCGGGCUACCUUGAUUUUGGGGUGGAAGCAGGGUUCAGAGAAAAGGUCUUCCGUGGACUGCUGGACGCUCGGGGUGGGCGGGGGUUGCGGGGUAGGGUGGCUGUGAUGCCAACUCACCCUUCAGCCCCCCUCCCCCAGGAAUGGGGCGAAGGGGGUGGGGUUGUGGUGAGCCACAGGUUUGUUGUUGUUGAGUUUUGCCGUGCGACAGAGGAAACGUUGGACCCUUAGAUUUGCAGGAUUAGAAAGGGGUCUGGGUCUGGGUCUGUGGAGAGGGAGGGAGGGAGAGAGAAGUGGGCUGCCAGACCCUGCUGGCGGGGGAUUGGUUUUACUGGGGGAUGGGGGGCCAAGAGGAGUCUCCAGCCUCUGCUGGAAGUGGGGGGAGGGGGACCCUGUGGCCCAGCAACACUGGUCGGGGGGGGGCGUCUGCAGGUAUUGAGGAGGGGGGUUUCCUGCUUGUUUCCAUCUCAAUUGCUGAACAUUGUACAGAUGUUUUGCAGCUGGGCCAGGCGCAGAUGUGCAGCUAGAGGUGGAGGAACAAGCAUGGUGGGUUACAGCAAUGCCUCCCCCCCCUCCACCCCCCCUGGCUUGUAGUGCAAAGUGACCGCCUCCCUGGUGGGGUGGGGGGAGAGAAAAUAGGGCCAUUGCUCAUUUGCAUAUGCUGAUAAAUAUAUAUAGAUAUAUAUAUAUAUAUUUCGAAUGGUUGAUCAGA